Messenger RNA from Pocillopora damicornis (cauliflower coral), 2837 nucleotides. RefSeq names its product vacuolar protein sorting-associated protein 16 homolog. Gene Ontology annotation, molecular function: actin binding. Lineage: Eukaryota; Metazoa; Cnidaria; Anthozoa; Scleractinia; Pocilloporidae. Gene Ontology annotation, biological process: endosomal transport; intracellular protein transport; vacuole fusion, non-autophagic. The record is from RefSeq and is a predicted model, not a curated record. Gene Ontology annotation, cellular component: endosome; HOPS complex; lysosomal membrane.
AAAACAAAAUGGCAGUCGCGCUGGUCACGAGAGCAGGGUUGUGUGUUUUAAAUUUACCCAAUGGCUGCACCAUGUAAACACAAAAAAGAUAAUUAGGGCCAUCAGGACAUUUUUGUAAGCUUAAAGUGAAGAUGGCGCACGUUACUGUGGACUGGAUCCCCCUUGGAAAGGUGUAUUACAGAAAAAUUGAGUUAUAUAGCAUGGCCUGGCAAGAAGCUGUGGAUCUUUCUAAGUUUACAAUAAGUGCUGCUCCAUUUGGGGGUCCAAUAGCUCUGGUGAGUGAUGAUAAACAUUUUGUACGAGUCCAUGGAUCAUCUAUUAACAAGCCAGUUAUUCAUAUUUUUUCCUCUGCUGGAAAGGAACUUGCCUCUGUCAAGUGGGAUGCAGGCUCAAUUGUUCAGAUGGGUUGGUCUGUUACUGAAGAUCUUCUGUGUGUAGCUGAUGAUGGUACUGUUUUGGUUUAUGACAUUCAUGGUGCCAUCAAGAAAACUUUAACCAUGGGACAGGAUGCCAAGGAAUCAAAGGUUAUUGAUUGUAAAAUUUAUAGCUUUGCUGGACGGACAGGUAUAGCAGUACUGACUGGUAGCUACCACUUUUAUGUGGCCAACAAUGUGGAAGAGGUACGAAGUCGACGGUUUUUUGACCCCCCAGGGUUGGAUGCCCCACCAAGCAGCUGGGUGAUAAUGCCUCAUGAGAGAGGUUCUUCUUUGCUUGUGGCAAUUGAUCAUCUCCUUUACCUUACAGAAAAAAGUCAAUGUAACAGACAGGCUGUAAAUUUCAAGGAAGGACCAGUAAAUUCCAUUACAGAGAUGGCAGUAUCUUAUAACUGUGAAUACCUGGCAAUGUUCACAGAUACUGGAUUGCUAUGGAUUGGAUCUGCAGAUUUGGAGAAAGUCUACUGUGAGUACAGCACUGCUUGUCUUUCAAGACCCAAACAGCUGGCAUGGUGUGCCAUGGGUGCAGUCAUCUGUUACUGGGAAGAUUGUUUAGAUGUGAUUGGACCAACAAAAGACACUGUUCGAUAUCAUAUGGACAGCACAGUGCACUUGGUACAGGAAGUGGAUGGAGUGAGAAUUAUUGGCAAAGAGACUCAUGAACUGUUACAGAGAGUUCCUGCGGCCGUGGAGCAAGUGUUCAAAAUUGGUUCAAUGGAACCUGGGGCCAUGUUGUAUGAUGCAUCUAAAGAAUUUGAGAAAAAGAGUGCUAGAGCCGAGGAGUACAUUCGCAUGAUCAAGGAUCGACUUCCAGAAGCUGUACAGCAGUGCAUCCACGCAGCUGCAGGAGAGUAUGAGCCUGCAGUACAAAGAGGUCUUUUGAGGGCCGCGUCAUUUGGUAAAAGCUUCUUAACUGACACGUCUCCGCAGGCAUUCGUGACAAUGUGUAGAACUCUGAGAGUUUUAAAUGCUGUGCGGGACUACAUGGUCGGUGUGCCACUCACAUAUGGCCAACUGGAAAAGCUUAUAAUGAAAACCCUGAUCGACAGACUUGUUUUACGACGUCACUACUGUCUGGCCAUUCGGAUCUGCGAUUAUUUAAAGAUUCCUAAAGGGGAAGGAGCCAGUCGUAUUCUUGGACACUGGGCUUGUUAUAAAGUUCAACAAGCAAAUGUUGAUGACGAGGAGAUAGCUCGAGCCAUCAAUUCCAAACUCGGAGAGACCCCUGGGAUAUCCUACUCGGAGAUCGCGUCCAAAGCAGUGGACUGUGGGAGAACCCAUCUUGCUAUCAAGCUGCUGGACUAUGAAGCAAAGGCUGCUGAUCAAGUCCCACUGCUCAUGCGUAUGAAUAAAGAUGACUUAGCGCUUGACAAAGCGAUCAUGAGUGGUGACACAGACUUAGUUUACAUGGUUGUGAUGCAUUUAAAGGACAAUUUGACUUUGGGAGAGUUCCUGAUGGCCAUACGUCACAGGCGUGUAGCCCUCAGCCUCUACAUCAAGUAUUGUAAAGAACAAGACCGCCGCACACUCGUGGACUUGUUUUACCAAGACGAUCAGUUUCUGAACAGUGGCAACGCGUUUGUUCAAGACAGCUACAGCGAAAAGACGCUAGAAGCCAAGAAUAAAACGUUGUCGAAGGCGCAGAUGUCUUACCAGCAAGGGAACUUUACGUUUUAUGCAAAGGCAACAGAAGAACACAUAAAACUCAUGGAAUAUCAAGAUAAACUGAAGGAAAAGCACGGAAAGACGUUCAUGGAUAUGCCUUUAAGUGAUACCAUUUACCAGUGUGUACUUCUCGGAGACUUAAAGGCAGCCGAACAAUUGAGGAAAGAGUUUAAAGUUCCAGACAAAAGGUUCUACUGGCUGAAAGUUAGGGCACUUGCUGAAAAUAAAAGUUGGUUGGAACUAGACAGGUUUUCAAAAGCGAGAAAAUCUCCUAUAGGAUAUGAGCCAUUUUUCGAUGCUUGCCUUGAAUUCGACAACAGAAUCGAGGCAGAAAAAUACGUUCCUCGGGUUCUGCCAGAGAACAAAGUGGCCUGCUUUGUCAAACUUGGGAAAUUCGAAGAUGCGGCAGAAACGGCUUUUUCUCAGAAAAGCGAGGAGGGUCUGGAUCUAGUUCUUGGAAAAUGCGCAUCAUCAAAUCGAACGCUAGCCAAUCGUAUUCAGGAAAUGAAGGCUCAUUUACGCCAGAGGCGAUAACUUUUUAUGGAGCGCAAGAAAGCGACCGAAUAUUUAAUUUAGAAAGUUUUCAAUAAAAUGAAGCGAAAAAAUUAAAAAUAUUUAGGAAAAUUAGAUGUAAGACACUAAGGGCCGGUUAUUUCCACGAGAUCUGUUCGAAACCGAGGUUUUACGCAAUCAGUGGGUCUUACAAGGUCUACAUAAGAGGGUUGUUUUCAUCAAAUA